AUGAAGAUGACGGACCGGGCGUCGGAUUGCGACCUCCUCGAUCUCGCCAAGAUCGCAGAGAUACAGAGCGAAGGCUUCUUGGUCUGCACCCACUUCAAGAGAGACAGCAUGCGCCUGCAAAUACGCAACGUGUCGUCGAACAUCGGUGACGCGCCGUUCUCCCUGCCAGCAGUGCGAAGAGACCCACACCUCUUCGUCGGAAAGUGCGUCCCAGAUUGUUUCAGCGAAAGCUUCGCCGAUCGGAUAUCGGCAUUGUUCCAACGGCACCUCGGGAACCGGUCGGCGCGCUGCUCGUACACCUGUGACAGUCCACACAAGAGGAGGUAUCUCGUGACAGCCUCGCGGACGACGGACGGUCUCGUGUUUGAAGUUUUUCCGGAUGACAACUCGCCACUGGAAGCGUUUGACAUGGGACACGGUGGUGACCUAUGUGCGCUUCUUGUGCACACGGAACAGGCCGCGCUCUUCGAGGCGGCUUGUGCGGCUGUGACCGCAUCGGUCGACUACGAUCGAUCCAUGGUUUACCAGUUCCAAGAGGAUCUCUCGGGGAAGGUCGUGUACGAAGCCAUCAAACCUUCGGUCGCGGAGACCCUCGAUCCCUAUUUGAAUACGUUUUUCCCCGAGUCGGACAUUCCCCUGCCGGCCAGACAGAUGUUUCUCAUCCGCCCCGUGUGCGUGAUGUUCGACAACGACCUCUCUCCCGUGGAGAUAGUCGGUGAUAGGGAUAUGGAUACGUCCAAGUGCAUACUGCGCUCCAGCCACCCUAUCCACAGGAGCUACAUGCAAAACAUGGGGGUGCGUUCCUCUCUCUCGAUAGGUAUCGUCGUCAACAACGAGCUGUGGGGCCUGCUGUGUUUCCACUCUUACGGAGGCUCAGUAGUACACCCAACCGGACGAGAGAUAGGCUACUUCGAGAAUCUGAGCGCACAGGUCUCCGUGUGUUUGUCAAACAUACAGAGCGCCACGAGUGCCAGGCGUCAGACGGCUCUGUCGGCUAUCGUGGACAAGGGUCUCUCCGCAGGCGACCUCCUCGGCUUCUUCGCGGAAAAUGCCCCGGACCUGCUUCGACUGAUGGAGAGUGACUGCGUCUCCAUCAGGCUCGGCCACAAGAAGGUCAAGCAUUGGGGAGAUGCCGACCUCGUGCUCUCCGGCACCGAUCUGGAUCGCGUAUCGAGAAAUGCGUUUGGGAAAGACUGGUGUCUGGAAGAAAUCGAUCGACCCUCGCGCGGUGUCCUCGGCAUCAUCCACGGUAACCUCUCGGUUGUUUUCGUGCGAAAGAGCACCCCCUGCGAUAAAGCAUGGGCCGGCGAUCCGACCCACGUGAAGAUGAUGCGCCCCGAUGGCGUCCCGGGACCGAGAGGGUCCUUCGAGAGAUACAUCCAGUCCGGUGCUGACAGACUCAACCAGUGGAACGCACAGGACCGAGAGAUGGCCACGUACCUCUCGUCUCGGAUCGACAUCCUCGUAUCCACCACCAAGUUCUUCGCCGACAGAACCAAAGCUCUUGUUUUAGAAAGAGGCGACGGGUGUGUGAGGUACGAUACCGAGAAAACGCCGGUAUCCCUCGACGCCGCGCUCAUUUCCCACUUAUCACACGAACUCAAGACGCCGCUGCACGGCGUAUCAAGCGUUCUCACUCUGCUCUCCGAAGAACAGUCCAUCGGAAACGCCGAUCUGCAACAACAACUGGGGUAUGGCCUCGAGUGCCUCGACACGAUCUCGAAGGUUGUCGAGAGCGUCCUGACCGCCGCCAGUGGACGCGCGCACCGGAAAAUCGAGAGUGUAUGUUUGGAACGUUUUGUCGAUUCUCUCGCGGAAAAGUAUGCGGGAAACAACAACCUGACCGUGACCAUCACAGUUCCCGAGAAUUACACUCGUGUGAUGGUCGACGCCGAUCUGCUUCACAAAACUAUCUGUGGCAUCAUCGACAAUUCCACGAGCGCGGGAUCCAUGGUCAAGCCUACGCACCUGUCUCUGUCGUGCUGCUCGACGCACCGCGAGGCUACCAUGGCCUGGAAGAGCAGAACGAGAAAGUAUGCUCACAGAAACAUUCGAAACUCCGAAGACACCUCCAACAUCUCGGAUUCCGAUUGGUGGUAUACGUUCAGCGUCCAAGACCCAGGUUGCGGCAUUCACAGAGACAUGGUCGACAACGUGCUGGCGUUCAACGACAGCUCAAGAACAACGACCACCGUCACCAACUCUCACCAAGGCAUCGGCGUCGGUGUCUACAGGUGCAUCGCAAACGUUUUCGAAUUGAACGGUAGCAUUGGCAUCGCGUCGACUGUCUCAAAAGGGACGAUAGUCUCCGUCAUGCUGCCCGCGCAAGUCGUUGUCGCAGACGAGAGCACGGUGCAAGGUGUACCGGAAGCCGAAGACGUAUUUUUUGUGGUCGAUGACAACACCGUCAACCGUCGGCUGGCGUCCCGGCUGGUCAAGGUCGCUUUCCGCAAGACGACCGGUGCUGUACCAUUGGUUGAGGACUUCGCCGACGGACGCUUGUGCAUCGAAGAAAUCAAGCGUAUGCGAGAAAGCGGGAAACAAAUUUUAGGAAUUUUGAUGGAUCAUCACAUGCCUGUCAUGAGCGGCAAGGAAGCAACGCAGUUCAUCCGGCACACCGAGGCUCAGGAGGGUCUGGAAAAAAUACCCAUCUUCGGGUUCACGGCGGACAGCACCGACUCCACAAAAAAAGAACUGUUGGAUGCUGGCAUGGACGAUGUGCUACCGAAACCGAUGUCGAUGAAGGCGUUGGAGCAGACCUGCAUCAAGAUACUGUCUCGGAAAGAAAGCUGA
This is a messenger RNA of Ectocarpus siliculosus, 2793 nucleotides long. The record is from the annotation of a GenBank genome assembly. Lineage: Eukaryota; Phaeophyceae; Ectocarpales; Ectocarpaceae.